CCCAACCACCACAACCACAUCAACAACGCUCUCUCUCCCUCCCUCCCUCCCUCCCUCUCUCUCUCGGUUUUGUUUUGCUCUCUGUAAUUUAAUUUAUUGAAACUAGCUUGAGAUGUUCUUUCAAGGUUCCAUACUGAAACUGUAAUAUUCCUCCCUGUGCUUUGCCGUUCAAAUCUGGCUCCUUUCAGCUUCAACAGGGAAAGUUUUGAAGAAAGAUUCUGUGAAGCUUCUGGAGAGAAGCUGCUGCUUAGAUAACUCUGGCCGACACUUUAGUGAUAUUUGCUCAAACCGGAGCGAGUAUUCAACCUUUGUUUCCCAGUCCUCCAGCACCAGCACCAGCACCAACACCAACACCAUUCUCCUCAUCAUUAUUUGGCUACUUUGCUCGGUCAUUGGUUUGGCGACUUCCCGUCGAUUACGGUUAACAUUUGAUCAUCCAAUCAACUUCUAUCUCGUCUACUCUACUCUAUAGUAUUUGGAGAUGUAACCAUCGACAACAUAAAUUUUAACACUUCGAUGAUAGAAGAAGAAGAGGCAGAAUAGAAUAACAAGGAGAAAAAGGAUAAAUCAGGAGUAGUGCACAUCUCAUUCGAGCUCCUUUUGCGGAAAUUUGAGUUUGGUCAUUUUCUCUCUCUCCCAAAAUGAUGAAAUUUAACUGCUUCUCUUGUCGGAUUGGGAGGAAGAAGAACGAGAAGGUUGAUAAGCAAUCAUCAAGAACAGCUGACAUCAACACUGCGCUUAAAACCCUGAAUAUCAGGCUUCAGCACCCAGUGGAACCUUUUGAAAGCGAUGGGUUGAAAAGCACAUCUUUUGGUGUGUCAUUUCCUUUAGAUGUUGAGAAGGACUCAAUCAAUGUCCAGGUGAUGAGCCAUCAGAGUCCUGUUGUGAAUGAAGCAGCAUAUGAAGGAGAAGAUGAGCUUGAAGAGGAUGUUUCACUGAAGAGGGACUUAUCUGACCUUGAUCUCCAAUCCCAUGUGGCCAAUUCUGGUGAAGAAGUGUCUUUUCCGAUAAGUGCAAGGCUGGAUUCCUCUGAUUCACUUGAUAGAAUGGGCAAUGAACGGUAUGCAAAGAAUGAUGAGGAAAAAGUUGAUGAAAAAGGUAUUGAUGUCAUACAAAGUGGACAUGUUAGUGAUCCUGGUAUUGGGAAGGCUGAGUUUUGGGGUUCGCCUAAGCUUAAACGGUCCUGUUCUAAUCUGGAAACAAGCAAAUUCCUAAGAAAAAUUGCCAAUCAGCUGCCUCUAGCAUCUCAGUAUUCUGAAGAAUUGCAGGGACUGGCUGAGAAAUUGAGAGAUCCUGGCAGCCCCACAUCUAUAAUAAGCCGUUGCAGUGCCGACAGAGUGAUGUUAAAGAAGCAUUCUUCAAGCCAAGUUCUACCCUCUAGGAGUAGAAGACUCUGGUGGAAAUUGUUCCUCUGGAGCCACAGAAAUCUUCACAAACCCUGGUAUGUAAAACCACAGCCACAGGCUGUAAGUAAGGUUUUGAAUCAGCAAGGCGGCUACUCUUCAGAUACACUUGAACUAGACAGAGCCCUGAGCAAAAUGCAAUCACCUGGUUCGUUCACCAGGGAGUCAAUGAACAAGGGCCAUAACAACAAUGGAGAGGACAGUCAGAGCUGGAAUGGUUUUCAUGCUGGGAUUUCUGGUCUAUGGCCCCAGAACCAGUGGGUUGCUUUCUCAAUAGAGUCAUCUCCAUUUUCAAGAGUGAAUAAAUGGGUCGAAGAUCUUGAGACCCAACCCCCUCCUCCAGAUGCCCAUGAUGAUAACAAUGAUGUUAAGAGUGACGAUGGCAUUGUUUUCCUACCCUCUCCUGAUACUGGUAGAUCACCAGGAAGAACCACGGCAUGCCCAGAUUUUAAUUUCUCAGAGGAGAUUUUGCAUGCCAAUAGCGUGAUCCAGUCACUUAAUUCAUCCUCAACUGUAGCCCACAUUGCAGGCAUUGGCUUAAAAGCUAUUCCCACCAUAUCACAUUUCUCCAGUCUUCGAUCUGUGAACUUGUCAAACAAUGUCAUAGUCCACAUUACUCCUGGAUCACUGCCAAAGGGCCUUCACACACUCAACCUUUCGAAAAACAGGAUCGGCACUAUUGAAGGACUCAGAGAUCUCAUCCGAUUGCGGGUACUCGAUCUCAGUUACAAUCGCAUUUCUCGGCUUGGACAAGGGUUGUCAAACUGUACAAUAAUAAAGGAACUCUAUCUUGCUGGAAACAAGAUUAGUGAUGUUGAGGGGCUGCACAGGCUCCUGAAGCUUACAGUCUUGGACUUGAGCUUUAACAAGAUAACGACAACAAAAGCUCUGGGCCAGCUUGUUGCGCACUACAACUCACUGCAAGCUCUGAAUCUGUUGGGCAAUCCAAUUCAGAGCAACAUCAGUGAUGACCAGCUUCGCAAGGCAAUUUGUGGUCUCCUUCCUAAGCUAGUGUACCUGAACAAGCAACCCAUCAAACCACAGAGAGCGCGAGAAGUUCUCACAGAUAGUGUUGCUAGAGCCGCCCUUGGAACUGGCAGCAGCAGGAGCUAUCGGAAAAAAGCAGUGAAGAGAGUGACCUCCAGCAGUUCAAUCUCCAGUAUGCACAGGGGCAGUGUUGGGGGUGGGCAGAAAAGCAGGAACAGGUCGAACAGCCGAACUCAUCACCUAAAGACAUUGUCCUCUGCGCAUGCUUCUUCAUCCCGUUAAUUGUUUCCCUAUUCAGAUUUUUUUGUUUUUUUAAUGAAUAACUUAUUAUCUCUUGAACGUGCCUUUCCCUUCUGUUUUUUCCUCCUCUGAAGCAGGACAUUUUUCAGGAGGAGAUUUCUUGCGUAAUGUAUUUGUAUCUGUUUUGUGGUCCUAAGAACGAUUUGUAAUGCAAUGCAAUGUUAAACA
Populus euphratica (Euphrates poplar) is the source of this 2858-nucleotide messenger RNA. RefSeq lists its product as uncharacterized. Gene Ontology annotation, molecular function: protein binding. NCBI's taxonomy places the organism in Eukaryota, Viridiplantae, Streptophyta, Magnoliopsida, Malpighiales, Salicaceae. Gene Ontology annotation, cellular component: cytoplasm. The record is from RefSeq and is a predicted model, not a curated record. The coding region runs from base 642 to 2672 and encodes 676 amino acids. The transcript is spliced from 5 exons.